This is a messenger RNA of Klebsormidium nitens, 462 nucleotides long. The record is from the annotation of a GenBank genome assembly. NCBI's taxonomy places the organism in Eukaryota, Viridiplantae, Streptophyta, Klebsormidiophyceae, Klebsormidiales, Klebsormidiaceae.
AUGGACUCGAGCGAUGUCGAGAAGGUGCUGUCGCUGCUCAAACGGCUGCUGAUGAAGAGGAGCAAAGAGUCUUCUUCGCUGACAGAGAAAGACAAAGCAGUUCAAAGCCUGUUACAGUUUUUCUGCCUGUGGAGUCACUGCCCACCUACGUGGUUGCACAAGCUUGUGUCAGACAAAGAGACUCGCGAAAAGCUCGCACUUGUGGGCGACGCAGCGCUGAAAUUCUACGUCAUCAAAGAGCUCCUAGCGCAGGGGGUCACGGCUCCUUCAGAGCUCCACAAGAAGACGCAAGAUAUCGUCACCAACGAGAGCCUUGCAAAGCUGGCCGGACAACUAAAGCUUACCGCCGCGUUAGGCAGCACGCAACCAGGGGUGAAAACUGCCGCAACUUUCAUGGAGGCUCUCCUGGGGGCGGGGGAAGUACACCUAAUGACCCACCUGUACUUUGUGACUCUACGUUAG